UGCACUCUAGUGCUAAUCUAUUGUUUCAGUCCUGGUGCUGGUUUUACGUUUGCUAUGUCUGCAUCUGAUCAAAAAUAUAUGAAUGUGGUUUGGAAACUGUUAGUUUUGUUGGCAUUCAUUGGGCUUUUAUUAGAUUACAGUUUGCCGUUGGUUCUGAAUUCUAUAUAAAUAAGAUUUUUGGCGCAAAAUCUUUUAUUUUUAAAUGAUUUUUGGUGCCAGUUUUUCUUUGUUAUGAUGUAUAAAAUGUUUGGGUGUUUGUCAUUAUUGUAAUUAUCGUUGCUGCAGAUGUUAUUAUUUUCCUGCUUGUUUUUUACCUUAGCAAUAUCAUAUCUUUAAGAUAAGGCCUUGUCUACACUAUACAGUUUUGUCAACAAAAGUCAAGUUUUGUCGACACAACAGUGGAGGUGUACACACAACAAUGGUCCUCCCACUGAUGUAAUUCUUUUGCUACACCAACAAAAUAAAACCCCUUUGGCAAGCGGCAUAGAGCUUUUUGCAACGAAGUUAGCGACACAGUGCCAGUGUAGACACUGUGUUUGCUUAUGUCGCCUCCAGGAGGUGUCCCACAAUGCCCAUCAUGACCACUCUGUUAAGCAGUUUCUACUCUGCUGCCCUGCAUCCAGAUACACAGAUAGGCACUCCUACCCCCUUAAAGCCUUUGCCAUGCCAAUCUUCUCCCCUUAUUGGUCCUUUUGGUCAGGUGCCAACCAGGUUAUCUGAGCUUCUUAACCCUUUACAGGUAAAGGAGGGAUUUUAUGCUACCCUUAGCUGUAUGUUUAUGACACAGUGCCUAUCCAACUGUAGGAACUUUGACACCUACAAGCUGAUUGCUCAUGGCAUGGAUGAGAAGGGACAUGAAAGGGAUGCAGCAGUGCCGUGCUAAGAUCACAGAGCUGAGGCAGGUGUACCAGAAGGCAAGGGAAGCCAACCAUUACUCUGGUGCAAUGCCAAAAACAUGCCGCUUCUACAAGGAGCUGCAUGCCAUUUUCAGCUAUGACCCCACCUCCACUACCAAAAUCCCCAUGGAUACUUCAGGGGGACUGAAGGCAACAGCCAGCAGAGUCAAUCUCAAGGACGAAGUGGUGGACAAUGAGGUCGAGUUAGAGGAGGAUGUGGGACAGGAAACUUUGCCAUGCCAAUCGGCAAUUACUUCUGGAGGAACCAAAGCAGCACAUGAGCGAGCAGCAUACGGACCUGAUCUGAAGCCACACACAUGCAGGAGAUGCGUCCUUGGAUCUUCGGUUACCCUCAGUAGUGUGACUUCAGAUGUGCCCUUGAGGGCCAGCUCCUACAUGCUGGUGGAGUGUCUCCAUCAGAUAAGGAGACGAUUGAGGAGGAGUAAGGAGGACAUGUUUCGUGAAUUGCUGCAAUCUUCAGAUCAGGCCAAGAGCGAUCACAGAGCAUGGAGAGAGACCAUAAACGAGAAACUAGAAAUGGAUAGCCAGGAGAGGAGCCAGACUCAGGAGCAGGUUAAUAAAGCUCAUGCAGGACCAAACAGAGAUGCUGUGGUCCCUGAUUGUGCUGCAGGCAGAACACAUGUGUGCUCAACUCCUCCUACAGCCCAUACAGAACUGCUUCCUUGCCCCUCUCCCCCAUUCCUCUCAUGUUCCCAGCCCUUCACAAUACUCCUUGCACUCCAUCCCUAGGGACAUUUUCCAUAAUGACAGCUGGACUGACAUGCAGCUGUGAGAUCCUUGUGUCCCUUAUAAGAAAUGUUCAUCUGUGUA
Malaclemys terrapin pileata is the source of this 1727-nucleotide messenger RNA. RefSeq lists its product as uncharacterized. Lineage: Eukaryota; Metazoa; Chordata; Testudines; Emydidae. The record is from RefSeq and is a predicted model, not a curated record. The transcript has 3 exons. Bases 834 to 1646 code for a protein of 270 amino acids.